This is a messenger RNA of Phyllotreta striolata, 1867 nucleotides long. The record is from the annotation of a GenBank genome assembly. Lineage: Eukaryota; Metazoa; Arthropoda; Insecta; Coleoptera; Chrysomelidae.
UUUUUUGAUUUCUUCAUAUUCACUUUAAUUGUCAAGCUAGUGUAAUAAAACUGUAAUUUUUACAAACUUCACUGAAUUGUCGCCCAUCAAAUCGACAAAUAUGAAUAUCGAGAUUCCGGUAAGAUUAUGGAUAGCAUGCAUGUGCUUUUUGACUUCUUUUACUAGCAUCACUACUAGAACUAACUUUUCUAUAAGCAUUAUAUCGAUGACCACGAACACGACGAAGGUUAUACCGCUUUGCAGCUUGAAAAAUAAAGGAAACGAUACUGGCAAUUUUAAUAUAUUGAUUAACGACACUCAUGCGAUUAAGGGAAAACCGUUCUUCGAUUGGGACGUUAGGACAAAGGGAUACCUCCUGGGCGCCUAUUCCUACGGCUACGUCGUGUCCAAUUUGCUGGCCGGUAUAAUAAGCGAAUAUUUCGGGCCCUACACGGUGAUAUUUUGGGUGCACGCGCUGGCCGUUGUUCUCAACACGUGCUGCGUGCUUUGCGCCGGGAUCCACUGGAGCUUGAUAUUCAUUUUCAGGCUGUCGUUGGGCAUCGGAGGGGCGCUCGUGGACCCGUCGUUGCAAUUGUUGAUCGCCCAUUGGGCGCCGCCCGAAGAGAAAGGAAUGUUUUCCACGACUUUUAUGGGAUGUUAUUUAGGUACUGUUGUAACUUGGUGGGUUGUUGGUCUAAUAACGAAAAUUCUCGGGUGGGAUUGGGGAUUUUAUAUAAUAAGCCUGCAGAAUUUCCUGUUCUGUUUGCUGUUUUUCGUAGUGGUUGCAGAUUCUCCGGAAACUCACACGUGGAUUAAAAGCCAGGAGGUCGAGUAUAUUAAGGAAAAGCAAAAUCAAAUCGUGAGAAUUAAGAAAAAGAUAUUACCGCCGUAUAAAGAUAUUUUGUCGAACUACCAUUGUUGGUCGCUGACGCUGUGCCAAGUGGGUAGCGAUUUCGGUUUUUAUACGCAACUUUUUUUGGUACCGACGUAUAUCGAUGAGAACAUUGGUUACGAUGUGGGUUGGGCGAGCGGGUUAUCCUCCAUACCCAUCAUAUUGAGCCUGAUUUUCGGCAUUUUUUUCGGUUUCGUCUCCGAUUGGAUAUUAAAGAAAGAACUGCUAAGAAAAAUCAUCGUGCGGAAGUCAUCUGCUGUUAUUUCUCAUAUUAUCCCCGGAAUUCUAAUUGCAUGCGUAAUUCCGGUGGGUUGUUACUUUAAAUCUUCAAUGAUUCUUUUUUCUGCUGGUAUGUGCUUAAACGGCGCCAUCGUGCAGAAUUUGUUGAUAAAUCCGCAAGACCUCGCGCCGAAUUAUUCGGCUACAAUUCAGAGUUUCAAUAAUUUUUUCUCUGGAAUGACUGGGUUCAUUGUGCCUGUUAUCAAUUCCGAAUUCACCAAAAAUCAGGACGCAACGAAGGGAUGGGAAAAUACAUUCAUAUUAUCGGGAAUAGUUUACAUUGCCGGCGGUCUGAUUUGGAUAAUAUUUGGUUCCGUAGAAGAGCAACCUUUCAAUAGAAAACUGUAUUCAGAAGAUGAGACCUACGGUUACGCGUACCUAUUGUCGCCGGAGGCGGUCGCCAGCAACUGGAGCUGCGUGUCGACCGAGUCCUGCGAGAGCUACUCGGAGGACAAUUACAAGUCGCUGUCGCCGGAUGCGAUAGGGCGCAGCAAGAGCCGCGUGACGCCGGUGGUGUUGCGGAAGCGGCGGUUGGCGGCGAACGCGAGAGAGAGGCGGCGGAUGCAGAACCUGAACCAGGCGUUCGACAGGCUGAGGACGUUCCUGCCGCAGCUCGGCCAGGACAGGCAGCUUUCGAAGUACGAGACGCUUCAAAUGGCGCAGACAUACAUUACGGCGCUGUACGAUUUGUUGGAUCAACGCGAUAGCGCCCAAUGA